AAGGGUGGGGACAUGGCUAAUGCUCAACUCCAGUGUCCCUCUGAACCACAGUCACUGUGGUGGCCUUUCCUAGGGAAGCAGGAACUCAGGACCAACCAGCCUCGGACUUGUUGACGUCAGAGGACUGUGUCUGUACCAAAGGCCUCACUGCCCAGAAACAACCGAGCUCCACUCCCACCCUUCCUGCUCACGGCCUCCGUUACAACUUUCCUUUCGUUCUGAGGCAUCUAUGGAUCACCAGCCGCUUAUCAGGCUCUACACUAGCCUGAGAAGAGAGCUUUCUCCAGCAGAGCAGCUUAUACUCUUUCACAUGUGCACACACACAUACUCCUUGUGUCACAGGUGCACACACUUCAUGUGCACACAUGCACUUCUGCACACACACACUCAUGCCACAUCCUCGUGUCACGCAAUGCACAGAAUCCUGUGCAUGCACAUUCCUUGUGUGCACACGUACUCAUGUCACACACAUGCCUCGUGUGCACACACCCUCCUCGUGUCACACACAUGUGCUUCUCAUUUUGCACAUGCACUUGCAGACACACACACGUCUGUGUACGUUUCCAGUUAAGAGAAAUAGGUUUUGGAUAGCCUCAUUUCACGGGCAGUGUUCUGAACAGCUUCAUGUUGACAGUGGUGUAAGAAAACCCUCAUGUAGUAGGAAUUGUGAUGCUCCCUGGCGGGGCCCUGCGCUGAGGGCUUGGGGGGGCUCAGAGCCGCCCGCAGAUCCGUUUGCCCCCCUGCUCUCCCUGCUCCGCCACUGGCUUUGGGUCCUGGCCCCACACAUCGGCUUACCAGGCUCUGCCACGGGGAACUCAGGGUACCUGCCUGCGUGUGUCCACACGGGAGGCCCACGAGCAUCCCUGCAUGUCCGCGUGUGUCUCCGUAUGUGGACCUGCUUCCUGCAGUGCAGACUGAGAUGGCCCCAGCUCCAGGCCAAGCUUUACCAGAGCCUCCAAAACUUCUGUGUGGGCUGCGCACUGCUUCCUGGCGCUGGCCUCAGGCCGCCCUGGGAAACAGGCCUCAGUGCUGGGGAGGGGACUCCGUGCAUCCCCGGGACCCCUUCUGGGCUCUCAUCUACCCACACCCCACCUUCUCUACUGCUCCCGUCCCCGCCACCCCCCACUCUGCCCUUGGACCCCCUCCCCGUGUCCCUCUACCUCACUGCACCCUUCAUAUCCCAGCUGCUUGUCUCCAGGCCCCCCCUGGGGAGGCAGCACAAGCCUGUGUGCCAGGGGCACAGACAGAGCCCUGUCUCCCCAGGUGCGUGCCCAUGAUCAGGGAGAGAGAAUGGGUACAGCGAGUUAGGUUUACCCCAGGCACUGUGCUGUGGAAGGGUGUGGAUCGGCCGCCAAGGGGUUCCAGAUCAGGGUCCCCCACGUCUCCCUCUUUCCGUGCCUCUUCCCGACCUGCGGACCGGGUGGUCACUGCCAGCAGCCCAGGCGACCAGCAAGCCUGGCCUUCUCCAAGCAAGACCCAGACACCUGCAAGUGUUUCCUUCAAGAGGACUCAGCACCACCAUUCUCACCCCAACCCCUUGUGCCACCCUGGCCUGCACAGCUGCUUCCAUUCCCAGGCUCGGAGGGGGCCCUGCUGGAGGGGCUGCACCCUUGGCCCACGGGGUGUCCCUUCCUACAUCCCUUCAGGUCCCCUCCACCCCAGACGGGCCAUGUCUGCCCUCCCCGAGGCCAGGCCACUGCCCAAGGAACUCCGAUGUGUAACCACAGCCUCAGUUUACAGAUGCUUGGUCUCAUGUCUAACAUCUGGACAGUGCUCUGACUUCCUCGAGGGCAAAGAUGGAGUCUAAUUCAUCUCCAACUCCUCACCGGGGCCUUGCAAAAUGUAUAUAUUGGUUUCUUUGUCGAGUGAAUGAAUAAAAAAUGAAAACUGUGGUAA
This is a messenger RNA of Choloepus didactylus (southern two-toed sloth), 1896 nucleotides long. RefSeq lists its product as uncharacterized. Lineage: Eukaryota; Metazoa; Chordata; Mammalia; Pilosa; Megalonychidae. Bases 366 to 1277 code for a protein of 303 amino acids. The transcript is spliced from 2 exons. The record is from RefSeq and is a predicted model, not a curated record.